This is a messenger RNA of Mastomys coucha (southern multimammate mouse), 1781 nucleotides long. RefSeq names its product G protein-coupled receptor 157 (gene Gpr157). Gene Ontology annotation, biological process: cell surface receptor signaling pathway; adenylate cyclase-activating G protein-coupled receptor signaling pathway. Bases 208 to 1200 code for a protein of 330 amino acids. Lineage: Eukaryota; Metazoa; Chordata; Mammalia; Rodentia; Muridae. Gene Ontology annotation, molecular function: G protein-coupled receptor activity. Gene Ontology annotation, cellular component: plasma membrane. The transcript has 4 exons. The record is from RefSeq and is a predicted model, not a curated record.
AGCAGGGAGUGGAGGGCGCCGCGGUGAGGCGGCUGCUGUGUUGUUGAUAGACUGGGCGGGGCUGGGACGCAGGCGGGAUCCUUAGGGACGCGAGCCUGGGCGCCCUGAUGCCCAAACAGAGGCGGCCGCGGGCUCGGCUUGGCCACGACCUCUCGGCACCCUUGGGCCUGUGCACCCUGGCCGUCUGCCCCUGGUCCCCAGCCGGCCAUGCCCUCGCCCGCGCCUCCCACCGAGCUGCUGCCGUGGGAGCGCGCGGUGGUGCUGCUGUCGUGUGCGCUGUCAGCUCUGGGCUCGGGCCUCCUGGUGGCCACGCACGCCCUGUGGCCUGACCUGCGUAGCCGAGCGCGGCGCCUGCUACUCUUCCUGUCGCUAGCGGACCUGCUCUCGGCUGCCUCGUACUUCUACGGAGUGCUGCAGGACUUUGCGGGCACUUCGUGGGAUUGCGUCCUUCAGGGCGCGCUCUCUACUUUCGCCAACACCAGCUCCUUCUUCUGGACCGUGGCCAUCGCCCUCUACCUAUACCUCAGCAUCGUCCGAACUGCGCGCGGGCCCUGCACGGACCACCUAGUCUGGGCUUUUCACCUCGUCAGCUGGGGUGUCCCGUUGGCCAUCACAGUGGCAGCCGUCUCUCUAAAGAAGAUAGGCUACGAUGCCUCGGAUGUGUCCGUGGGCUGGUGCUGGAUCAACCUGGAGGCCGAGGACCGUGUCCUGUGGAUGCUACUGACCGGGAAGCUGUGGGAGAUGCUGGCUUAUGUCUUGCUACCUCUGCUGUACCUCUUGGUCAGGAAGCACAUCAACAGGGCGCACCAGGCGCUCUCGGAAUACCGGCCCAUCUGUGAGGGGCGCCAGCUGCAUCGAGGUUCCUCCACCUCCACGGCUGACAAGAAGCUGAUCCUCAUUCCACUCAUAUUCAUCUGCCUCCGGGUCUGGAGCACCGUGCGCUUCGUCCUGACCCUCUGUGGCUCCCCCGCUGUGCAGGCACCCGUGCUGGUUGCUCUGCAUGGCAUUGGAAACACCUUCCAGGGAGGGGCCAACUGCAUCAUGUUUGUCCUCUGUACCCGCGCGGUCCGUACAAGGCUCUUCUCUGUCUGCUGCUGCUGUCCUCGGCCCUCCACCCAGAGCCCUCCUGGGGCUCCUACGCCCCCCAAGAUGAGAGAAUCUCAGGAAUCCAGACGGACCCCAGAAGUGCCCAGCACUUGAGCUCAGUGUCCUCAGAGCCUUCCUGCUCCUGCUUCAGGAUUGGGGACCAAGCACACUGGAAGCCUCGCCUAGUGAAGCUCGGAGCCCAGUGGAGGGACAGCCGUCAGUGUGGUCUCUCCUACUCCCAGACUCACAGGCAGGCAGGGCGUCCCUUGCACACUCAUGUCCUGGUUCAGUGGGGUAUGUUUGUGCAAGCACAAGGACAGUGAGACUCAGCAAUGCAGGAUACAGCCAGGGCACUGGUUUUCAGUGUCCCUGGCCACCAGCGCUGUUUACAAUUGGAGGGAUCCAUACCUGUGGACCCAUCCCAGGCAAGGCUGAACAAUGAACACCAUCUUGGAUCCUAGACAUCACAGUAUGGAGUCCAGGUUUGCCAGGGUGUUGAGAAUCCCUAGAGACCCUGGGGUCAUUAGCAAUGCUGAUCGGCCGAGGGUGAUAUCCUUCAACUAGGUCCCAAGUCCACCAACGUCACGGGAGACUGCCAUCGUUGAUCAAAGCCACCCAGGCACACACUCAUGGGCACCUCACGGAGUCUCUGCGUGGGUCAUCGCCCCUCAAUGUUUAUUACAUCUGAAUUUCAG